Messenger RNA from Acanthosepion pharaonis, 522 nucleotides. The record is from the annotation of a GenBank genome assembly. Lineage: Eukaryota; Metazoa; Mollusca; Cephalopoda; Sepiida; Sepiidae.
AUGUAUCGAUCCGUGUUUAUGUUUUUAAAUGUGAUCUAUCUAUUCAUCUAUCUAUCUAUCUAUCUGUCAUUCAUCUAUCUCAGUUUCUAUUUUCAUAUCUAUGGUCAAGUCUAUCUAUUCAUCUAUCUAUCUAUCUAUCUAUUCAUCUAUCUGUGUCAUAUCUCUAUCUAUCUAUUCAUUCAUUAUCUAUCUAUUCAUCUAUCUAUCCAGUCAUCUAUCUAUCUAUCAGUAUCUGUCUAUCUAUUCAUCUAUCUAUCUAUCUAUCAUUCAUCUAUCUAUCUAUCUGUUCAUUAUCUAUCUAUAUCUAUCUAUCUAUCUAUCACCUGUUCAUUUUCAUUCAUCUAUCUCAUCUAUCUAUUUAUCCUAUCUAUCUAUCUAUCUAUCUAUAUCUGUCAUAUCUAUCUAUCUAUCUUGUCUAUCUAUCUAUCUAUUUUUUUUUUCUAUCUAUCUAUUCAUAUCCAUCUCAAUCUAUCUAUAUUCAUCUAUCUAUUUCAUCUAUCCAUCUAUCUAUUCAUAUCCUAG